CAUGCCUCUAGGCUGGGAGAGGAUCAAUGUCAAACGCUCAACACCAAACAAGAACAUAGUCUUCAUCAAGCCCCGCCCUGGUCCAGAUGAAAGCACGGCGAAGGAUUUCCUGGAGCGGAUCGCCGCCCAGUGUCUCCCCAUAAUGAACAAGCAUCACCUUGCCGUCGUCUCUCUUGAAGAGUAUGAGCCAAACUUGGAGUUCUGGGGUCGCAACUUCAAUGGUGGAGAAGUCAUACAACUCGUUCUUAAAUCACCGUCGACUGGCCGCUGGCUACCAUUUAAGUUUGUGCAGAUGGUCAUGAUGCACGAACUUGCGCAUAACAAACAAAUGAAUCAUUCCAAGCAUUUCUGGGCUGUCCGGAACGAGUUCUCCACGGAAAUGAAAGCUUUAUGGGAGAGAGAAUAUACUGGUGAAGGGCUCUGGGGCAGAGGAAUCCUCUUGGAAAAUGGUGCUUUUGCCCGUGAGGAACUUGACGAAGGCGAGGCGUUGCCCGAGCAUCUGUGCGGGGGUGGAUUCCGAUCACGAGGUAGAAAGAGGAAGUUGAAACCGAAGAUAACCUACAAAGAGCGGAAAGAGCGGAAGGAACAGAAAAUCAAGGCAAAGUUCGGCUCCGGAAUGACAGUAGGCGCGGAUGAAGAAACGAAAGCAAAGUUGGAGAAGGGGAAAAGACCAGUAGGUAAACCCAGGGUUGCGAGUAGUGCGAGAGGAAGGGAACUUCGUGCUGCUGCCGCGCUAGCAAGGUUUGAAGUCAAGAAGGAAGAAGAAGAAUCGAAGCAUAACGACGAAGAUCUGGUGACCGACAGCGAAACAGAAGAUGAGGACAAGUUCAUCAAACCCGACCCCGACGAUCUUGUCGACAGCAAAGGGAACAGAAUCCUCGAUGCUAAAGGUCGAGGUAUGGUGAAAGUAUGCGAAGAGGAGGGAAACGAUGACGAGGAUGCUAAACUGGAGUUAUUGGAACUUCAGAAUAUGAAGAAGAUUGAUGGUCAUAGUAGUAGGCUUUCUCGUCCCCCCUUGCCUCCUCAUACCAUGCCAGACCACCCGUCGAACCCUCCUCAGCAAUCAAAAAAAAGGCAAAUAAAAAUCCUGCCACCAGAAUCAAAAUCAGAACCACCACCUAAGUCAGAACCCACAAUGAGGGGCAAGCCGCCGAAGGGACCAGAACCGGACAUACAAGAAGGCAUUUCCAAAGCCAAGGAGAACCAGCAGAGUAGCAGCGUACCAUCUUGUCCCGUCUGUUCCGUUGAAAACGAACCGACGGCUUUAACUUGCAUUGUCUGUUCGAACGUUCUCCAACCCGAAUUUGUUCCUGGUUCGUGGAGGUGCGAUAGCGCAACAUGUAGAGAAAACAGUUACCUAAAUGCAGGAGAUGUGGGUUUAUGCGGCGUCUGUGGUACCAGGAAGUGCUCCGAUUAAUGGUACCUUGAUAUAUGGGAAUGCGAUGGCGUAUGGAUUUGUUCAAUAUACACUUUCUUUCUAGGUGCCUUAGCAAGCAGUUAUUGC
Messenger RNA from Amorphotheca resinae ATCC 22711, 1504 nucleotides. RefSeq lists its product as hypothetical. NCBI's taxonomy places the organism in Eukaryota, Fungi, Ascomycota, Leotiomycetes, Helotiales, Amorphothecaceae. The annotation marks the transcript as partial. The record is from RefSeq and is a predicted model, not a curated record. The transcript has 2 exons.